AUGGCACAUUUAUGGCUUCGUGCUGAAACAAAAGCUGAUGAACAUCGAGCAGCUUUAACGCCAAAUACAAGCAAACAAUUAAUUCAAAAUGGCUUUAAAAUCACAGUAGAAAAAUCUACGCAACGUAUUUUUGAUGAUGAAGAGUAUGAAAGAAUUGGUUGUACACUAGUUCAAUCUGGAACUUGGAAAACAGCUCCAUCCGACGCUUACAUUAUAGGUUUAAAGGAAUUACCAGAAAAUGACGAUUCACCUCUUUCUCAUACACAUAUUUAUUUUGCACAUUGUUAUAAGAAUCAAUCUGGCUGGCAAAGUAUUCUAAAAAGGUUUAUCAAUGGCAAAGGAUCGCUUCUCGAUUUAGAGUUUUUAAAUGAUGAAAAAGGUCGUCGUGUUGCUGCAUUUGGUUAUCAUGCAGGGUUUGCUGGAGCAGCUAUUGGACUAGAU
This is a messenger RNA of Entrophospora candida, 441 nucleotides long. The record is from the annotation of a GenBank genome assembly. Lineage: Eukaryota; Fungi; Glomeromycota; Glomeromycetes; Entrophosporales; Entrophosporaceae.